This is a messenger RNA of Diaporthe amygdali, 1260 nucleotides long. RefSeq lists its product as uncharacterized. Gene Ontology annotation, molecular function: protein binding. The coding region runs from base 1 to 1260 and encodes 419 amino acids. Lineage: Eukaryota; Fungi; Ascomycota; Sordariomycetes; Diaporthales; Diaporthaceae. The transcript has 2 exons. The record is from RefSeq and is a predicted model, not a curated record.
AUGCAUAUCUCCACUUUCGCCUCUAUCAUGAUGCUUGCGCCUUCGACGAUCCAGGUGUCGGCGCGGCCGGCAAGGUCCUGCGGGAAGUCGAUGGGUGGCCAGGCACAACCCGCCAAUGGCAAGGCUAUCUACAUGCUGAGCAACCAGGCAUCCAAUUCUGUGGUUGCCGUGCCCAUCGCAAAUGACGGGUCUCUGGAUGCAGCAGGUAGCUCAUCGACAAGCACCGGUGGUUGUGGCGCGAACGGCGUUGACGGCGAAACAAAUCAGCCUGCUGCCCCGGACGCGCUGUUCAGUCAGUCCGCCCUGACUGUGGCCGGAAACAACCUGUUCGCAGUCAAUGCCGGCUCCAACACUCUCUCGAUGUUCGCUAUCGACGCCCAGGACCCCACGAAACUCACCAUGGUCGGCAAUCCCGUUGAUGUUCCGGGCGAAUUUCCCGUCACUGUGGGAGCCUCUGCGAAGCACAAUCUCGCAUGCGUGGGCAUGACAGGGAGCACGGCUGGCAUGGCGUGUGCUUCAUUUGAUGCCGCGCAAGGGCUCGGGGAGAUGGACGACCUCCGACCUUUCGAUCUCGGCCAGACUACACCACCCGUCGGCCCAACCAACACGGUCUCGCAGGUGUUCUUCUCCGAUGAUCAGUCGAUGGUAUUUUCAACAGUCAAAGGAGAUCCAACCAAGAAUAACACUGGCUUUCUGGCCUCAUUUCCAGUCAACGCUGCCUGUCAAGGCCAAGCUGCAUCAGUCGCUGCCGAGGGCGCCCAGACCUCGCCGAGUGGUACUGCAGUUCUGUUCGGCUCAUCGCCUAUUGCCGGAUCUUCUAACCUCUUCGUCACGGACGCGUCAUUCGGCGCUGCUGUGUUGAGCAUGCAGCAAGCAGCUAAUGGUUCUGCACCGGGCUCGAUGGUUGCUGAAGUCGCGGGCAAAGGAGUCAUCGACAACCAAAAGGCGACCUGUUGGGCCGCGAUCAGCCCGGCUACAAAGACUGCCUUUGUGACGGACGUAGGCGUAAACCACCUGGUUGAGAUGUCUCUGGAGGAUGCUAGCAUUCAGUCGCAAACGGAUCUUAGUGCCAACGGCGAUCCCGGCCUGAUCGACCUCAAGGCAGCUGGCAGCAUGGUUUAUGCGCUGAGCCCCGGCAACGGAACUACCAACGCUGCCGUGACGGUACUGGGCGCCCAGUCCAAGGAGCAAGUCCAGCAUCUUGAUAUGAGUACGCUCGGUCUGGACAAAAAUGCUCAGGGCAUGGCAGUGUUAGAAUAA